Molecule: messenger RNA, 1732 nt
Organism: Abrus precatorius (Indian licorice)
Lineage: Eukaryota; Viridiplantae; Streptophyta; Magnoliopsida; Fabales; Fabaceae
Product: cytochrome P450 90A1-like
Exons: 8
Coding region: 180-1676 (498 amino acids)
Biological process (GO): brassinosteroid biosynthetic process; brassinosteroid homeostasis; multicellular organism development
Molecular function (GO): iron ion binding; heme binding; monooxygenase activity
Source: RefSeq, a predicted model, not a curated record
CCAUUAAUCUCCCUUCCUCGAAACCAUCACCACCUCUAUCUCUCUCUACUUCUUCCUCUACAAUAAGUUUCUCUAUAUAUACCAUACCACAAAUCAUCAUACAACAUAAUAUUCGUACAUACUUACAUAGUACACUAGACACUAGUCAUUGUGUCUUAAUUUCCCUUUUUAAUUAUUCCAUGGCUUCCACCAUCACACUACUCUUCUUUCUCAUCAUAUUCCCCCUCCUUCUCUUCCUAUACCGCCGAUCUCGCUACCGCCGUCUCCGGUUACCGCCGGGGAGCUUAGGCCUUCCCUUUGUCGGCGAGACCCUUCAACUCAUAUCCGCUUACAAGACUGACAACCCAGAACCCUUCAUCGACCACCGAGUUAACCGCUACGGUCUAAUCUUCACCACCCACAUCUUCGGCGAGCCCACCGUCUUCUCCGCCGACCCGGAAACGAACCGGUUCAUUAUUCUGAACGAAGGGAAACUGUUCGAAUGCAGUUACCCCGGUUCGAUAUCGAACCUCCUUGGAAAACACUCUCUACUCCUCAUGAAGGGUACUCUUCACAAGAGAAUGCACUCACUCACCAUGAGCUUCGCCAACUCCUCCAUCAUCAAGAACCAUCUCCUCCUCGACAUAGACCGUCUCAUACGCCUCAACUUGGAUUCCUGGACCAACUGCGUUUUUCUCAUGGAAGAAGCCAAAAAGAUAACGUUUGAGUUGACAGUGAAGCAGCUAAUGAGCUUUGAUCCAGGAGAAUGGACUGAGACUCUUAGAAAAGAGUACGUUCUUGUAAUCGAAGGAUUUUUCACACUCCCCUUACCUCUCUUUUCUACUACCUACCGUAGAGCCAUCAAGGCAAGAACGAAGGUGGCAGAGGCAUUAACAUUGAUAGUGAGGCAGAGAAGAAACGAAAGCGUGAUGGGGGAGAGAAAGAAUGACAUGCUAGGAGCAUUGUUAACCUCCGGCUACCACUUUUCCGACGAGCAAAUAGUGGAUUUUAUGUUGGCUUUGCUCGUCGCCGGCUAUGAAACCACCUCUACCAUUAUGACUCUUGCCGUCAAGUUCCUCACCGAGACUCCUCUAGCAUUGGCACAGCUCAAGGAAGAACAUGAUCAAAUCAGAGCCAAGAAGAGUUACUCAGAGGCACCUCUGGAGUGGACAGAUUAUAAGUCAAUGGCAUUUACUCAAUGCGUUGUGAAUGAGACUUUGAGGAUGGCAAACAUAAUUGGUGGGAUAUUUAGGAGAGCAAUGACAGACAUUAACAUAAAAGGUUACACUAUUCCAAAGGGAUGGAAGGUCUUUGCUUCAUUUCGUGCUGUACAUCUAAACCCUGAUCAUUUCAAAGAAGCCCGCACCUUCAAUCCAUGGAGAUGGCAGAGUAACGCAGAAGCAACUAGCCCUGGGAAUGUAUAUACCCCAUUUGGAGGAGGGCCACGACUCUGCCCUGGCUAUGAGCUUGCUAGGGUGGUGCUCUCUGUCUUCCUUCACCGCAUUGUUACCCGUUAUAGGUACAUCAUAAAAUUAAACACAGUUGUUGUAUUCCUAAUAAUUUUGUUUCAAUUUUAUGGCAGUUGGUUUCCAGCAGAAGAGGAUAAAUUGGUGUUUUUCCCAACCACUAGGACGCAGAAGAGGUAUCCUAUAAUAGUGAAGCGUAGAGAGGAGUCCAUACCAAGUAAAUUGCCAUGACAGCACAACAUAGUAAAGGGCAAAGAAGAGGAAACAGAGAUUGUAGAUGAGUUUAG